This is a messenger RNA of Fraxinus pennsylvanica, 1446 nucleotides long. NCBI's taxonomy places the organism in Eukaryota, Viridiplantae, Streptophyta, Magnoliopsida, Lamiales, Oleaceae. The record is from the annotation of a GenBank genome assembly.
AUGGAUCAAAAUCAAUUCGGGAACGAGUUAAUAAGUUCUUACUACCUCCUGCAAUGGCGCCAUAAUUCUAAAGCCCUAACCCUAAAACCCUCCAAUCCCGGAACUGAAUCGGAUUUAGGGCGACCCAAUACGGAGGAUGAAGACGAGAAAGAAGAGUGUCCGACGGAGCUCGACACGGUGAACAGUUCGGGCGGGUUCGCCGUGGUGUGCCCUGAUAAAUUGUCGGUGUUGUACCCGAAUGUGAAUUUGCACGAUCAUGAUGUUGGAGUGGUUCAUGCUAACUGCACCGCUCCGUCGAAGCGGCUGCUUUACUACUUCGAAAUGUACGUGAAGAACGCCGGAGCCAAGGGCCAGAACUCCAUCGGAUUCGUCACUUCUGACUUCAAAGUCCGACGCCAUCCUGGUUGGGAACCAAACAGUUAUGGAUAUCGUGGUGAUGAUGGGCUUCUUUAUCGUGGACGUGAAAAGGGAGAGUCAUUUGGUCCAACGAACACUACUGGUGAUACAAAGUACACUACUGGUGAUACAGUCGGUGGUGGUAUCAACUACGCUGCACAAGAAUUCUUUUUCACGAAAAAUGGGGUUGUAGUGGGAGCCGUUUACAAGGAUGUUAAGGGUCCUGUCUUUCCUACUGUCGCUGUUCAUAGCCAAGGCGAGGAGGUUACUGUCAACUUUGGAAAGGAUCCAUUUGUUUUUGAUAUUAAAGCAUAUGAGGCAGAGCUAAGAGCAAAACAGCAAUAUGAAAUUGACAGUAUUUCAUUAACACUAUCCGCUAGUCAUGGAUUAGUUCGUUCCUAUUUACAGCACUAUGGGUAUGAAGGAACACUUGAAUUGUUUGAUAUGGCUAGUAAAAGUACUCCUCCUCCAAUUUCCUCCCUUCCAGAAAAUGGGUUCAACGAAGAAGACAAAAUGUAUGCGAUGAAUCAGAGGAGGACUCUCCGUCAGCUAAUAAGUCGUGGUGAGAUUGAUGAAACAUUUGCUAAACUCCGUGAAUUGUAUCCUCAAAUUGUUCAGGAUGACAAGUCUUCUAUCUGCUUUCUGUUACAUUCUCAAAAAUUUAUUGAGCUUCUCAGGGUUGGGAAGCUGGAGGAAGCUGUGUGGUAUGCAAGGACUGAGUUUGGAAAGUUCAAGAGGAGUUCAGAGUUUGGUGACCUGGUCAAGGAUUGUUCUUCUUUGCUGGCAUAUGAAGAGCCAGACAAGUCCACUGUUGGAUACCUUCUUAGAGAGUCUCAACGGGAGCUUGUGGCUGAUGCAAUUAAUGCAAUGAUCUUGGCAACAAAUCCUAAUGUGAAAGAUGCAAAGUGUUGCUUGCAAUCACGUCUCGAGAGGUUACUAAGACAGCUUACUGCUUGCUUUUUGGAAAGAAGGUCCUUGAAUGGAGGUGGUGAAGCUUUUGAUUUGCGUAGAAUUCUCAACAGCGGUAAGAAAGGUGCCCCUGUUUGGUAG